This is a messenger RNA of Musca vetustissima, 456 nucleotides long. RefSeq names its product larval cuticle protein A2B-like. The transcript has 2 exons. The record is from RefSeq and is a predicted model, not a curated record. The annotation marks the transcript as partial. Gene Ontology annotation, cellular component: extracellular matrix. Lineage: Eukaryota; Metazoa; Arthropoda; Insecta; Diptera; Muscidae.
AUGGCAUUCAAGUUUGUAGCUUUCUUUGCUUUGCUCGCCGCUGCCAGCGCUGGUAUUGUACCUGCCGCCCAGGUCUAUCAUGCUGCCCCAGCUGCGGUUGUCAAAACUGUUGCUCCAGUUCACGUGGCUUCCCACCAAGUUUUGGCCAAGGCUGAUGAUGAAUUUGAUCCUCAUCCUCAAUACAAAUACGGUUAUGAUGUACAAGAUGCCGUCUCUGGCGAUUCCAAGAGCCAGGUUGAGGAACGUGAUGGUGAUGUUGUACGUGGUGAAUACUCAUUGAUCGAUGCUGAUGGUUUCAAGCGUACCGUUCAAUACACUGCUGAUGAUGUCAAUGGUUUCAAUGCCGUUGUCCAUCGUGAACCUUUGACUAAGACUGUUCACCUACUCUGUACCUGCUCACCACCAUCAUUAAAUACCAUUUUUGAGAGAACUUCGAUUGUGAUGACUGAACGAUUC